AGGCUACACGGCCCACACCACCUGCAGAACACGGUGACACAGCUCGGGUCCGCAGGCUCCAGCCAAACUCAGCAGGACAGGGAAGGCUUUUAUAGAACAACACACACACACACACACUGGUACGCUAACAGAAGACUCAUUGGUUCACAGCAGACUCAUUUUGUCGACCACAGGGGAUAUUGACAUGCUGUUAACAGAGUGUGAAGGGGAAGAUUGAUGAGCUAUUUUGAAGUUUGAAAAAGAAAAACGUCAGGAUGCGUUGGGUGAGGCGUCCUCGCCGCUCAGGGACCAUCUGCCUGUGUGUGGCCUCCUUCGCCCUGCUCCUCCACCUCCUGCUGCUCUGCUUCUCCUUCUCCUCCAUCCCCCAGACGCAGUCCUGUAACCCCUCAUCCUCCUCCUCCUCCUCUCGUCGUGAUGCCCCGCUCCACCCCGCCAACGACACCUCCGGUCUGGCCCCGCCCCCCGCCGAGACCACGCCCCCGGACACCCUUAAAACACGCAGGGGGGUUGUGCCCCGAGACAGCAAGGCUCGGCGCCACCCACCCGUUGGGGGGGAGGCGGGGGGCGGAGGGGGGGUCUCGGUGUCGAAGCUGCAGGCGUACUUCAGCCACCCGCUGUACAACCUCCCCUCCCCCGCCGUCCCAGAGGAGGACUGGCUGCUCAGGGUGAAGCCCAAGGCCCAGCCCAGCAAGGAGAGCUCUCUGUUCUGGGUGAGUACGUUGCAGGAUGGCUACGAGGACGUUCAGUGGAACAGCAGCAGCAGCAGCCACCCCCCCUGGCUGCGCUUCCACAUGGGCAUUUCUCGCUGGCAGUUGUACCCCAACCCAGACCCCAACAUGGGGCCCCUGGUCCAGCAGUUGGCCACCCACAACAUCGUCAGUGCAGUGCAGAAGUCCGGCGGGACGCAGCUGAAGCUGGUUAUGUCAUUCCCCAACUAUGGACAGGCCAUUUUCAAGCCAAUGAAGCAGGAGCGAGACGAGGAGACCAACUUCAACCUCUACUACUUCUCUGACUUUGAGCGGCACAACGCAGAGAUCGCUGCCUUCCACCUGGACAGGAUUCUUGGGUACCGGCGGAUCCCCCCAGUGGUGGGCCGGCUGGUGGACGUCGUCAAGGACAUCAAAGACGUCACAACAGACCACAAACUGGCCCGCACCUUCUUCUCCUCUCCUGUGGGCAACACUUGUUUCUACGGCCAGUGCUCGUACUACUGCUCAACGGAGCACGCCGUGUGUGGUCGCCCCACGGCCCUGGAGGGCUCCGUGGCAUUAAUGCUGCCCGACCUCUCGCUGGCCAUCCGGAGGACCUGGAGGUCUCCGUGGAGACGGUCGUACAGCCGUAGCAAGCUGGCAAAAUGGGAAACAGAGCCAGACUAUUGUUCCACGGUGAAAAAGACCGCGCCGUACGACAAGGGUACGAGGCUGGUGGACGUCGUAGACCUGGCCAUACUGGACUUCCUGAUGAGCAACAUGGACCGACACCACUACGAGACCUUCGAGAAGUUUGGGAACGACACGUUCCUGCUGCACCUGGACAACGGCAGGGCGUUCGGACGCCACUCUAAAGACGAGCCAUCUAUUUUAGCUCCACUCAGACAGUGCUGCAGGAUCCGUCGUUCCACCUGGCUGCGGCUCCGCCUCCUGGCGCUCCCGCACUUCCGCCUCAGUGAUGUCAUGAGAGAGUCCCUGGGCCGGGACCCCCUGUCCGUUGCCACGACGCCCCUCCUCGCCGAGCCCCAUCUGGCGGCGCUGGACCGACGACUGACCGUCGUUCUGCGGGCCGUCAACCGCUGUCUGGAGGAGAAGGGGGGCGGGGCCGGCACCAUGGGCGGAGCCAGGGGCGGAGCCGGGGACGAGGUGGUCAUCUAUGAUGACAUGUCCUAAAUGGAGACACACUGGGGGGCACGAUGGCGCUGGGGGAGGAGCCUAUAGGAGGAUGACAACGCAGAGGUGUCAGUGAGAUGUGAUUGGUCGAUAGUUGAAUAGUUGUUGAAUUGCAGGUAUAUUUAUGUGGUAACUAGGCAAAUUAAGUAUAGGUGUAAAGAAAUAUUUAGGUUGAAAAGCAAGUGUUAUUUUGCUACAUGACAAGUUGAUCCAUCUGAGAACCAAACUUUGGAUCUUGGAUGAUCACUCUGAAGAAAGGAAAAAUUUCCCCUGCUGCUCCUAUUUGUCUAGUCAUGAAUCAAACUGUCAGAUUCA
Messenger RNA from Gadus chalcogrammus (walleye pollock), 2198 nucleotides. RefSeq names its product extracellular serine/threonine protein kinase FAM20C-like. The coding region runs from base 255 to 1883 and encodes 542 amino acids. The transcript is spliced from 12 exons. Gene Ontology annotation, molecular function: phosphotransferase activity, alcohol group as acceptor. Gene Ontology annotation, cellular component: Golgi apparatus. The record is from RefSeq and is a predicted model, not a curated record. NCBI's taxonomy places the organism in Eukaryota, Metazoa, Chordata, Actinopteri, Gadiformes, Gadidae. Gene Ontology annotation, biological process: protein phosphorylation.